AUGGACAUACGCGUGCUCCAUCCGUCAGACAUACCUCAUGUCCAGCAAACGAACAUUACGAACUUACCGGAGAACUACUUCUGCAAAUACUACCUCUAUCACGCAUUAAGCUGGCCUCAGCUUAGCUAUGUCGCCGUUGACGUAUCAAGACCGAAGAAGACUCCGUAUGAUGCGCCGAAGAUUGUAGGGUAUGUACUGGCGAAGAUGGAGGAGGAUCCGGCCGAUGGGAUACAGCACGGCCACAUCACUUCGCUCAGUGUUAUGAGGACGCACAGGCGACUUGGUUUGGCGGAGAAGCUCAUGCGGCAGAGUCAACGAGCAAUGUUUGAGACUUACAACGCUGUAUACGUCUCACUUCAUGUCCGUGUAUCGAAUGUGGCAGCGUUGGCAUUAUACCGAGACACCCUGGGCUUUGAAGUAAAGGGCAUUGAGGCAAAGUACUACGCGGACGGCGAAGAUGCGUAUAGCAUGCACAGAGACCUCGGCUAUCUGCGAGAGGAAGCGCUCGAUGACUCCGAUGACGAAGACACUGCCGGCCAAGACGAAGGCGGCGAGGUCGGCAGUGCUGGCAAGGCUGCGGACGGGGCGAAUGGGCUGAAAAAGGAGAGAAAGCGGAAGGUGAGGGUGGGGAGACAGCUCGGCGUCGGGGAACUUGUCGAGCGCAACGAAAGCACGAAGGCUACACAAACCAACGGCGCACCAUGA
This is a messenger RNA of Baudoinia panamericana UAMH 10762, 705 nucleotides long. RefSeq lists its product as uncharacterized. Gene Ontology annotation, cellular component: NatA complex. NCBI's taxonomy places the organism in Eukaryota, Fungi, Ascomycota, Dothideomycetes, Mycosphaerellales, Teratosphaeriaceae. The coding region runs from base 1 to 705 and encodes 234 amino acids. The record is from RefSeq and is a predicted model, not a curated record. Gene Ontology annotation, biological process: N-terminal peptidyl-glutamic acid acetylation. The transcript is spliced from 3 exons. Gene Ontology annotation, molecular function: protein N-terminal-serine acetyltransferase activity; protein-N-terminal-glutamate acetyltransferase activity.